Hibiscus syriacus is the source of this 567-nucleotide messenger RNA. RefSeq names its product transcriptional regulator TAC1-like. The transcript has a single exon. The record is from RefSeq and is a predicted model, not a curated record. Bases 1 to 510 code for a protein of 169 amino acids. Lineage: Eukaryota; Viridiplantae; Streptophyta; Magnoliopsida; Malvales; Malvaceae.
AUGGAGGAUGAUCAUCAGCCUCCACCAGACAAGGCAUCCUCGGGUGAACAAGGAGCAAGAUCCUAUGACUGCACCUUUUGUAAGAGAGGUUUCUCCAACGCACAAGCCCUGGGUGGCCACAUGAAUAUUCAUCGUAGAGACAAAGCUAAGCUCAAACAUGCUUCUCCAACUCAUGAAAAUGCCCUACAAUCUUCGGACAUCUCGAAGACCAUCCCCUCGUAUUCUCCGAAACAUCCAAGCUCCACAACUAGUAAAGACGAAAGCAGCCAUGGAAGGUGGCCUUGGGUUCUUCAGGAUGAUGAUGAUGAUGAUAGCCAAAUAGACAAAAUCACUCGAAUCCGAAAACUACCUUUAUUCGAUGAAAAUCCGGGCAAUCAAGUUCAAGAGGGUAUCAAGAAAGAGUUUUCAUCGAACCAGAGUUCGUCAAUAUCUGAAGUGGACCUUGAACUUAGGCUGGGACCUGAACCUAAGGAUUCAUCAUCACCAAGGAUACUCAAAAAGUUCUUUUAAGUUCUAAAUAAUAUCAAUAUCAUAUCAUGGAUUCAUGGUACGUUUUCCCCCCUCCCU